This is a messenger RNA of Gamsiella multidivaricata, 906 nucleotides long. RefSeq lists its product as uncharacterized. Lineage: Eukaryota; Fungi; Mortierellomycota; Mortierellomycetes; Mortierellales; Mortierellaceae. The transcript has 2 exons. Bases 268 to 807 code for a protein of 179 amino acids. The record is from RefSeq and is a predicted model, not a curated record.
GAGGGGGGUUUUAAUUCGUUCCUUCAAGAGAGACGAGCACUGACCCUUCGCUCCUUCAGCGAACUUCAUAUGGAGACACACGUUGCUGUCUGUACAUGUAUUAUUUCCGUAUUAUGAAAAUGUAGUGCCUUGAGCGAAGGAGGGCAAAGGAGAGCGAACAGAUAGGUUCAUUCACUAGGGAGCGAAGAAGAAGGAAAAGUGGGGACGAAUAAAGUUUCCUCCGUUUGAGGCUGGAUACAAGAGCGUGAUUUCCUUUCCAGACUCGAGAUGCCCCGCACGAAUCGUGGACACUAUAACCACCAUACUCUUAUAAGAAAGGCCGGGUAUUCGACUCUUACGAAUCAAUCUACAUCUUGCAGAUGGAUACAAAAGGCGCACUGCUCAUCGGUGACUUUUAUGCAGCAGGAGCGGUUAGACAUUUGUUAUGAAAUACGUUUUGCGGUCAUAUUCUUUGCACUUGCGCCGUCUGAUUCAAUCUGUCACAACGUCUAUCUCGCGACAUUUCCAGUAAUGCUCAUUAUGGGCGGAUUCUUAUGGAUUCGCUACGCAAGAAUCGACCGAAAGCGACAUGAUCUUGAAGGAACCAUAUGGACUCGCCCGUGUUGCAUGAGUAAGUACUACGAUACGGACAAUGGUAUUUCGAGCAAGACAAGUCGGAUAAGAGAGCACGCAGGGUUUGGCUCGCCCACAGAAGUUUGCAGACAUGAACGCUCUUUCGAUUGCACACAUAGAUUAAAGGUGGCGACGAGCAUUGGCCUUACCUUGGCCGUGGAUUAUGGCCAGCUGGUUGGGCUUGACAAUCCAUAAUAUUCUACAGGCUUGCUGAGCAAGCCCGAUCCUUAAUUCAUAAUCGUAGUUAUCAAACAGGAAGAGCGUGUCGAUGAGAUUGGCUUAUGGCGACGUGAU